Molecule: messenger RNA, 3300 nt
Organism: Cynocephalus volans (Philippine flying lemur)
Lineage: Eukaryota; Metazoa; Chordata; Mammalia; Dermoptera; Cynocephalidae
Gene: SRGAP3
Product: SLIT-ROBO Rho GTPase activating protein 3
Exons: 22
Coding region: 1-3300 (1099 amino acids)
Biological process (GO): signal transduction; negative regulation of cell migration
Cellular component (GO): cytoplasm
Molecular function (GO): protein binding
Source: RefSeq, a predicted model, not a curated record
AUGUCAUCUCAAACUAAGUUCAAGAAAGACAAAGAGAUCAUCGCUGAAUAUGAAGCCCAAAUAAAAGAGAUCCGCACCCAGCUGGUGGAGCAGUUCAAAUGUCUGGAGCAGCAAUCCGAGUCACGGCUGCAGCUGCUUCAAGACCUCCAGGAGUUUUUCCGCCGGAAAGCCGAGAUCGAGCUGGAAUACUCCCGCAGCCUGGAGAAGCUGGCCGAGCGGUUCUCCUCCAAAAUCCGCAGCUCCCGGGAACACCAGUUCAAGAAAGACCAGUACCUCCUCUCACCUGUGAACUGUUGGUAUCUGGUCCUGCAUCAGACCCGGCGGGAGAGCCGAGACCACGCCACCCUCAAUGACAUCUUCAUGAACAACAUCAUUGUCCGCCUCUCCCAGAUCAGCGAAGAUGUCAUCAGACUCUUCAAAAAGAGCAAGGAGAUUGGUCUGCAGAUGCAUGAGGAGCUCCUGAAGGUGACCAACGAGCUCUACACAGUCAUGAAAACCUACCACAUGUACCACGCAGAGAGCAUCAGUGCAGAAAGCAAGCUGAAGGAGGCUGAGAAGCAGGAGGAGAAGCAGUUCAACAAGUCGGGAGACCUCAGCAUGAACCUGCUCCGGCAUGAGGACCGGCCCCAGCGCCGCAGCUCUGUGAAGAAGAUUGAGAAGAUGAAGGAGAAGAGGCAGGCAAAGUAUUCCGAGAAUAAGCUGAAAUGCACAAAGGCCCGGAAUGACUACUUGCUGAAUCUGGCAGCCACCAAUGCAGCUAUAAGCAAGUACUACAUUCACGACGUCUCCGAUCUCAUCGAUUGCUGUGAUUUGGGCUUUCAUGCCAGCCUGGCCCGCACCUUCCGGACCUACCUCUCAGCCGAAUACAACCUGGAGACCUCUCGGCACGAGGGGCUGGAUGUCAUCGAGAAUGCAGUGGACAACCUGGAUUCCCGCAGUGAUAAGCACACUGUCAUGGACAUGUGCAACCAGGUCUUCUGCCCUCCACUUAAAUUUGAGUUCCAGCCCCACAUGGGGGAUGAGGUGUGCCAGGUCAGUGCUCAGCAGCCGGUCCAGACGGAAUUGCUCAUGCGGUACCACCAGCUGCAGUCCAGACUGGCCACGCUAAAGAUAGAGAAUGAGGAGGUCAGAAAAACCCUGGAUGCCACCAUGCAGACCUUACAGGACAUGCUGACCGUGGAAGACUUUGAUGUCUCCGACGCCUUCCAGCACAGUCGAUCUACAGAGUCCAUAAAAUCGGCUGCCUCUGAGACCUACAUGAGCAAGAUCAAUAUUGCCAAAAGGAGAGCCAACCAGCAGGAAACAGAAAUGUUUUAUUUUACGAAAUUUAAAGAAUAUGUGAAUGGCAGUAACCUUAUCACCAAGCUACAGGCCAAGCAUGACUUACUCAAGCAGACCUUGGGCGAAGGGGAGAGAGCAGAAUGCGGCACCACCAGGCCCCCUUGUCUUCCCCCUAAACCACAGAAAAUGAGGAGACCUAGGCCUCUCUCAGUGUAUAGCCAUAAACUCUUUAACGGCAGUAUGGAAGCGUUCAUUAAGGAUUCAGGACAAGCUAUACCCCUUGUAGUGGAGAGCUGCAUCCGAUACAUCAAUUUAUAUGGACUCCAGCAGCAGGGGAUCUUCAGAGUGCCAGGAUCUCAGGUCGAAGUCAAUGACAUCAAAAAUUCCUUUGAGAGAGGUGAAGACCCCCUUGUGGACGAUCAAAACGAGCGAGACAUCAAUUCAGUCGCUGGUGUUUUAAAACUGUAUUUCCGAGGACUGGAAAACCCACUCUUUCCUAAGGAAAGGUUUCAAGAUUUGAUAUCUACUAUUAAACUGGAGAACCCAGCUGAGAGGGUGCACCAGAUCCAACAAAUCCUCAUCACCCUCCCCCGUGUGGUCAUCGUGGUCAUGAGAUACCUCUUCGCUUUCCUCAACCACCUCUCCCAGUAUAGCGACGAGAACAUGAUGGACCCCUACAACCUGGCCAUCUGCUUUGGGCCCACCCUCAUGCACAUCCCUGAUGGGCAGGACCCUGUGUCCUGCCAGGCACACGUCAAUGAAGUCAUCAAAACCAUCAUCAUCCAUCAUGAAGCCAUCUUCCCCAGCCCCCGGGAGCUAGAGGGACCCGUGUAUGAAAAAUGCAUGGCUGGAGGGGAAGAGUAUUGUGACAGCCCACACAGCGAGCCAGGCACCAUUGAUGAAGUUGACCAUGAUAAUGGCACGGAGCCUCAUACCAGCGAUGAAGAAGUGGAGCAGAUCGAGGCCAUCGCCAAGUUUGACUACGUGGGGCGGUCCCCGCGUGAACUGUCCUUCAAGAAGGGGGCCUCCCUGCUCCUGUACCACCGCGCCUCGGAGGAUUGGUGGGAGGGCCGGCACAACGGCGUGGAUGGGCUCAUCCCGCAUCAGUACAUAGUUGUUCAGGACAUGGAUGAUGCCUUCUCCGACAGCCUGAGCCAGAAGGCCGACAGCGAGGCCAGCAGUGGGCCGCUGCUCGAUGACAAGGCCUCCUCCAAAAACGACCUCCAGUCCCCCACGGAGCACAUCUCGGAUUACGGCUUUGGGGGGGUGAUGGGCCGAGUGCGGUUACGAUCCGAUGGAGCGGCCAUCCCCAGGCGCCGAAGUGGGGGCGACACACACAGCCCGCCCCGGGGCCUGGGCCCCAGCAUAGACACGCCACCCAGGGCCGCCGCCUGCCCCAGCAGCCCCCACAAAAUCCCCCUUACCCGGGGGAGGAUCGAGAGCCCUGAGAAGCGGAGGAUGGCAACGUUUGGGAGUGCUGGCAGCAUCAACUACCCGGACAAGAAGGCACUCUCUGAAGGGCACUCAAUGAGGUCGACCAGCGGCUCCACCAGGCACAGCAGCCUCGGGGACCACAAGUCCCUGGAGGCCGAGGCCCUGGCAGAAGACAUCGAGAAGACCAUGAGCACGGCUCUGCACGAGUUGCGGGAACUCGAGAGGCAGAACACAGUCAAGCAGGCUCCAGAUGUGGUGCUGGACACCCUGGAGCCCCUGAAGAACCCGCCAGGCCCCAUCAGCUCGGAGCCCGCCAGCCCUCUGCACACCAUCGUCAUCCGCGACCCCGAUGCCGCCAUGCGCCGCAGCAGCAACUCCUCCACCGAGAUGAUGACCACUUUCAAGCCAGCCCUGUCCGCCCGCCUGGCUGGCGCCCAGCUGCGCCCGCCCCCCAUGCGACCUGUGCGGCCAGUGGUCCAGCAUCGAUCCAGCAGCAGCAGCAGCUCGGGUGUGGGCAGUCCGGCCGUGACACCCACCGAGAAGAUGUUCCCCAACAGCUCUGCAGACAAAUCGGGCACCAUGUGA